GAAAUGGUCAGUACGCAUUGUGUAUACUGUAUCGUUCGUGAACUCCAGCGAAUUCUUGUCCCAUCCACCGAUUUUUUGCCGUUGUCCUUCGAUCUCUUCUCACGAUGGCGAAUGAGACUUGUUCGUCUGGCGAAGUCAUGACUGAGGCCGCGAAAACGGUAAAUCAGCUCUACAAGAUCCACAAUCAGGAUGACUUCAGCCGGAUCACCAAAGGAAUCAAGGUUGCACGGUGCAUGCAAUCACCGUCGUCUUACGUACCUGACAGCGAGCAGAUAAUAUGCGAGCUGGUGGUAUCCGAUUCUUUGUGUUGUUCUUAUUGUAAUACCGAAUUUGAGGACAAGGUGCAACAGAGACUCCACUACAAGCUGGAUUGGCACCGUUACAAUCUGAAGCAACAUCUGAAUGGUUUGAAGUCAAUUAGUGAGGACAAUUUCAAUAAGUUGGCCGGCGAAGGCGACAUGUCUAGCUUGUCUGGUAGCGAGGUAGAGUCCGAGAACGAUGAUGAUGCUGGUACUUCGGAGACUGGGGCUUCAUCUAAUGAGCAAAUCAAGAACGAGUCGUCAAAUAAGACUGGACUUGGCAGGUCUAGAAAGAUGUCAGAAAGACGCGGGAAGGCAAUCGAGUCAGACAUUUCGGAUACGGAGUACAACGAGGAAAUGUCCAAGGAGCGGAAGCUGCAGGUUGUCGCAAGUCGUCACACCAAGGUGUUUUUCGAAAACGAUGAUGGCAAUAUAUUUAGUAUCUACCGGUGUUUGCUGCAUCAUAAAAAGGACAUUCCCGAAAAAGACACCGAGAUGAUCGCUCAGGCACUGGACAGCGGCAGAAAGUCCAAAUGGACGGUCAUCAUGGUCGGUGGUGGACACUUCGCCGCGGCAGUAUUUCAGGAUGGUGAGCCUAUCGUGCACAAGACCUUUCAUUCUUAUACCGUGCGAGCAAAACAAGGCUUCGCACAAAAUUCUCGUACAAAUGGUAAUCACGCGAAAAGCGCUGGUGCCAGUUUGCGAAGAUAUAAUGAAGCAUCGCUUAUUCAGCAUGUACAAGAGAUAUUGGAGUCAUGGUCAAUGCACAUCAACAAUUCAGCAGCUAUUUUGUACCGAGCGGUCGGUCCACACAAUCGUACGGUGCUCUUUGGUGGCAAGAAUCCACCCUUAGAUAAGAACGAUUUUAGAAUAAGACCACUGCCAUUCCCUACUCGAAGAGCAACGUUUAGAGAAGUUAAGAGGGUAUACGAUAUUUUGAGCACCAUGGAGAUUUAUGGCUCUGCAGCGGAUUUCACGGACUGUUUCCCCAACUCUCCGCGACAGCCCGUACGGAAGAAGGUCUCGAAACCGGAAAUCAUGAGCGAGAUACCUGAGGGAGAAGUUGCUACGGAGUACAAUUCUAAUGCUGGUAAUAUUAGUAGUCCGCAGGAUAACGUUAAGACACCUGCGCAGUCUACUCCAGAGAAGCAACAUCGGAAUUCUCGUCCGCACAUAGAUAGAGCGAAGCCGAGGAAAAGUCCGAAUCGGCCACUGCCAGAUAUAAUUGUUAAAUUAGCUCAAUCGUCCUCUGAGUCCGAAAUGGAUCCAAAUUUUCCAAUGGACGUUCCUUUAAUUGAAGAAAAUUUUGAGGUGUCAUUUACAAAUUUACAAGCGUUUCAAGAUACUGUGCCGAGAUACAUGAAAAACAAGAAAGCUCAUCGACAGAAAAAGAAAGUCAAGAAGGACAAUCAGAUGAACAAUGAAGUGCUGUCGGACGCUAAGAUCAAAUUAUGGACUGCCUGUAAACGGGGCGAUAACGAUCUGUUAUCAUCGGUUAUUGAUACCUUGUUAGCCAAAAUUAAGGAGUGCGAAGAGGAGCAAAACAAGAAAGAUGUCACAGACAGUUGCGUUAUGUCCAACAAUACUCUCGUGAGCACGAAUGACGUGGCGAAAUUAGUUAACGAUACCAAUGAGGAUGGCAAUACAAUGCUGCAUUUGGCAGCACUCGGUGGACAUUGUGAGCAAGUGUGGUUGCUGCUGGAAAUCGGAUCUGACCCUUGCAAUAAAAAUAAAAAACUGCAGACACCGUAUGCUGCUGCAAACGAUAAGAAAACUAGAAAUACGUUUAGAAGAUUUAUGGAAGCUAACCCGGACAAGUUCAAUUAUCAAAAAUCUCAAAUACCUGGGCCGCUCUCUGAUGAGAUAGAACAAGCAGAAACGGAAAAGAAAAGACAGCAGCGGAAGUUGAAACGCUUUAAGGAGAAAGUUAAGAGGAAGGAAUUCGAAUUGAAGAAGCAGGAGGAAAACGAGAAGCAGAAAUUCCUUAAUCUCAGCGAUAAAGAAAAGAGAGCUUUGAUCGUACAGAACCGGAUGUUGAGUGAAGGAUACACUGUGGUGUCGCGAUGCUUCCAAUGCGCCAUCGAUAUGACUGACAAGGUGCCUUUCGAGUAUAACGCCAAUCGUUUCUGCUCAAUGCCAUGUCUCAAAGAGCACCGUCUUCACAAUAAAUAUGUUAUCUGAUGGUGCAUUAUGUCUAGCUAGGAAAACUUUUAUGCCAAUUACUCAUUUGCAAUCGUGAUUACGAGAGGCUGCAUUUACAGUCAAAUUACAGUCAACCCCAGAUAGCAUACGAACGUUCUAUAAAUAUUUAUUAAGAAUAUUUGUACAUUCUGUAGAUGUAUUAAAAUAUUAAUAGUAUGUUCAUAGUAUAUUCUAAUGCUACAACUGUUCUAUGACCAUAUAUAAAAUAUUUUACACAAUGUUCUACAUAUUUUCAUAUAUGUCUGCCUAAUCUUAUGCACAUAAUAAGGUUCCCAGAGAACAUUAAAACAUCUUAAAGACAUCCGAAAAUCAUACUUUAAGACAUCUUAAAUAAUCUCCUGAGUAGUUAUCACAAUCAUAUUGAAAUUGUGACGUUAGAAACGAGAAAUGACACGUUAAUUUUUGUUGUGUAAAUAAAACGACGAAAAAAAAUAACGAGAUCGCGUUAAAACAUUUGUAAAAAUGGACGAAAACUGUGCUUAUUUCCCCUGAUAGUAAAUAAUCGUAAAAAAUGAUAAAAGGUAUGUGUAAGUGAAAAUAGGCUACGCAUUGAAUAAAAGUAUUUCAUCAUUUACGAAUCUAAAUUGUUUUUAUUUACAAAUGGCAUGUGAUAAAAAUUAACGUGUCAUUUCUGAUGUCAUGAUUUCAAUGUGGCUGUGAUGACUACUUAGGAGCCUUAAAGUCAUAUUUUAAGACAUCUUAAAAUGAUCAUAAAGAUGUCUUAUGACCCACUUUGUCUUUAGGGAGUUUUUCAAACGCUCUAUAUUUAGACGUUUUAAAUCAUGACUCACGUCUUUUAGAUAUCUUAUAAAAGACAUUUGCGAUCUCCUUUAGACGUCUCUAGACGUUAUAAUGUUUUCUGAGAAAUAAUUUAUUUAGGCCUUGCAGCAACAUUAUUUUUACUUUCUUUUUUUAAUGCCGUGAGAAAGAGUUCAGUUAAUGCCGAGAAAUAGAGUUUUAAACCUCGCUUAAAAUCAAAGUAACAUUGAUACAAUCUUAGACAUAAAUUUUAGAAUUUUAGAUUAUAUUAGCCGUGUCGAUAUUUACACUGCCAUUUACUUACCACCUUUCCGUACCACAUCAAAAUUUCUCAGGGGGUAAUUAGAUAAUAUUAUUAACAUAUUCUCCAAUGCCUGACUCUUGGAGACAAUUGGCACUAGUUUGGUAACUCUGGCGGAAACUGUAUCAGCUAUGGUGCACCAGCUUUGUUGGAUCAGGCCCAGACAUAUAUAAAAAUACUUAGAACUCUUUUACUCGAAAUAAAGUUUUGAAAUGCG
Molecule: messenger RNA, 3778 nt
Organism: Trachymyrmex cornetzi
Lineage: Eukaryota; Metazoa; Arthropoda; Insecta; Hymenoptera; Formicidae
Product: ankyrin repeat and zinc finger domain-containing protein 1
Exons: 12
Coding region: 105-2480 (791 amino acids)
Biological process (GO): ERAD pathway
Molecular function (GO): protein binding
Source: RefSeq, a predicted model, not a curated record